Didymodactylos carnosus is the source of this 1476-nucleotide messenger RNA. The record is from the annotation of a GenBank genome assembly. Lineage: Eukaryota; Metazoa; Rotifera; Eurotatoria; Philodinida; Philodinidae.
AUGCCAACAAAUAUUGAGAAAGCAAAGCGCGAACUAACAACAAUUUGGCGUCAAGUUAGCGGCGGCAAUGAACAGGAGGAAAAGAUUAUUCGAGAAUUUGAGACAGACUAUGAAUCAAAGCCAUCUGUUUGGUGGUAUUCAAAAUAUUACUUUUUGUACAGUACACUGAACAAAGCACUGAGAGAACACAACAUCGAUAUGAUAUUUGCAAUGAGAUUUUUUCUCGUUGAUUUACUACGGCAACUACAAGGUCUACACGGAAACUCCCAUCAUAACUCUACAAAUGAACAAAUCCAUUUCGUCUACAGAGGCCAAAGUAUGUCGCCGAAAGAACUUAAUGUGAUUCGAGCAAGUCAAGGUAAACUGGUCACAUUUAAUAGUUUUGUCUCUGCUACAGCCAAUCUAAAAGUAGCAAGUGCAUUUGCUGCCUCUUGUGAUCCCGUAUUGCCUCACGUUCUCUUGGAAUUUAAAAUUGAUACGUCUCUCUCGGGGACAAAAUCAUACGCAAAUAUUUCAGCCUACAGUAAUCAUCCAGAUGAAGAAGAAGUAUUGAUCAUGCUAGGAUUAAUCUUUCGCAUUGACAAAGUGGAGUACGCCGAAGAUGAGAAACGGUGGGAAGUAAAAUUAUCUUUACGUAGCGAAAAUGACUUUGAACUGAAAGACUUGGUUAAACAGAUGAAAGAUGAAGUUGGAGAUCAAAUUGUUUCACUUGGCUUUUUACUCUAUAGACAAGGUGAAUACGAAAAGGCAAAGCAAUUUUUCGAACGACUUUUGGUUGAAGAAAAAUAUCUGAGUAUUAUUGAUAUAGCUCAGUGUUCUGUUGGACUUGGAGUAGUGACCUUAGAGAUGAAUCUAUACGACGCAGCAUUGAAGCAUUUACGGAUUGCACUUUCAUUAUGGGAGACACUUAGAGAUAAUGUGGAGAUCAAGGGAGUUAGAGAGGCAAUAGCAGGAGCCUACUAUGCAAUCGGCCUGGUUCAAUUGCAGAAAAACGAACCUGAACUUGCUCUUUCAAUGCAAAAAAUGGCGCUUGACAUUUAUUUCCCUUUAAAUCAUCCUCGACUAUCGAACGUGUAUCAAGCAAUUGCCAGUAUCUACUUCAACAAAAAUAAGUUUACUAAGGCGAUUCAUUACUAUAAAAAAUCAAUUGAAGUCAACCGUAAAAAUAAUCUCCCUGGUAAUCAUUCUAAUUUUGGAAAUAAUUACAUGAAUAUGGGAAAAGCAUAUGCAAUGAUUUACAAGAUCAAUCAAGCCUAUACGUGUUUGACAAAAGCAGAUAACAUUUUCAUAAAGUCAUUACCGCCGAAGCACCCAAGUAUUUUAAAGGCAAAAGGGAGUAUGGCAGCCAUGCGAGAGAUGUUAACACUCCUCGAAGACUAUAACCUUACUGAAGACCAUUUGCCAAUCCUUAUUGAUCACAUGCAAAUUUUCUUGCCAGAACUCAUACAGCCGCUAACAUCAUACCUUAACUUUUAA